GGCGGAGACUGUCCCUCCGCAGCGCGGGAUCCGCCGGGACGGCUGCGGGACCCCGGGACAGCCGGCCCGUCUAAAUGUCUUCCUUGUUGGCGACUGAAUUGGGACUGCUUCUAUUUCAACAGCUAUCGACUGGCUCCUCACCGACAAGCAACGUCCCAGCUUCUCUUCUCCUCAUACAGCCCUGAGGCGUUGCGUUUUAAGAAAUUCAAAAAGGUUAUGCUGGGGUUAAUAAUUGUGGUCUUCAGUUGGUUAUCCAGACAUCAGCAAUAACAGAGAAAAGCAAACCAUUCGAAUUCAGAAUAAAUAAAGAACAGUCAUCUUUCCACAAUAGACUUCUGCAGCAUGAUCUGGAAAAAAACUAUUCAGGAAGGCAAGGAGACCAAAGAGUAUUAAGUCCUUUGGUGCAUAAUAAGCAGAUAUAUCUUCCAGUACCAUCCAGCCUGACAGAACUUUCUGGUUUGGAGUUGAAGCAGAAUACAGGUUCUUUAUCAGGAUUUGGCGAGUCUUCUAUUCACACACCUACAAAAUCUAGAUCCCAACAAAGCAGCCACAGUAUUAGUUUACAUGUUUCAGAUAACACAAAUUUUGGGAGCAGUUCAUCGAUAGCAUUUCCUGUAUUGCAACGUACUGCUGAAGAAAAAAUACUGAACUCUGAUAGACUUAGCCUGGAAAGACAAAAACUGACAGUGUGCCCAAUUAUUGAUGGGGAAGAUAAUCUUCGGCUUUUGAAUUUUCAACAUAACUUUAUAACCCGGAUCCAAAAUAUAUCUAAUCUGCAGCAUCUUGUUUUCUUAGAUUUAUAUGAUAAUCUGAUAGAGGAAAUAAGUGGGCUUUCAACUCUGAGAUCCCUAAGAGUCCUUUUGUUGGGAAAGAACAGAAUAAAGAAGAUCUCAAAUCUGGAGAACCUAAAAAAUCUUGAUGUUUUAGAUCUUCAUGGAAAUCAGAUUACUAAAAUAGAAAACAUCAGUCAUUUGAGUGAACUGAGAGUGUUAAACCUUGCCAGAAACCUCCUAACCAUUGUAGAAAACCUUAACGGACUGGAUUCGCUCACAGAGCUCAACCUUCGUCAUAAUCAAGUCUCUGCUAUAAAAGAUGUGGAUACUUUACCCUGUCUCCAGCAUCUCUUCCUCAGCUUCAACAAUAUAUCUAGUUUUGAGGAUAUUCUGUGCCUUGCUGAUUCCUCAUCUCUGUCAGAUAUCACCCUUGAUGGCAAUCCAAUAGCUCAGGAGACAUGGUACAAACACACUGUUCUCCACCAUAUGAUGCAGCUCCGACAGCUAGAUAUGAAGAGAAUCACAGAAGAAGAAAGACGUAUGGCAUCUGUUGCAGCAAGGAAGGAGGAAGAAAGGAAGCGUGAAAGCCAUAGACAGGCCUUGCUUAAGGAAAAGAAACGGUUAACGAUUUGUAAUAUUGCUCGUCAGUGGGAGAUACAGCAGAAUCAAAUAGCUCUUGUGGCUUCAUUAAACCAAGAUAAAGAUAACGAGCCCUGUCAAAUCAAUGGCAGUGCUGCAUAUGUAUUUCCUGAAGAAAGCAGGUCACUUGAUACAAUAUUGAGCAGUGCAGUACAAGGCUUGUCUGUUCUUGAGUCUCAUUUAGUGGAAGUGGAAGGCGACACCCUUAGCCUGUAUGGUGCUGGGGCACUGGAGUGCCUGGAUCGAAACUGGAGUGCUCAGACAGCUGGAAUCAUCGUCACAGUCUCCUUUAUGUUCAUAGAAUUUGAUGAAAUUGUUCAAGUGUUAGCGAAACUGAAGAUAAAAUUUCCUAAUUCUGUGCACCUGAAGUUUAAGGAGACGAAUCUUGUGACACUGCAGCAAUUCAAUGCAUUAGCCCAGAUGCAUCGCCUUGAACAGCUGACAGUUGAUCCUCAGGGAAAUCCGGUUGUCAGCUUCGCUUUGUGGAAAUACUAUGUUCUGUUCAGACUGAACCAUUUUAAUCUACAGAAGAUAAAUGGAGUAAAGGUUACUGAAAAUGACAUUGUAAUGGCAGAAAGGCUCUUUGGCAUUCUGGCAUAUGUAGCAUCUUCUGAGCUGCCGCAUUAUCGCAAGCUUUCAUUAUUUGGAGAAUCUAGGGCAAAGCAAUUCCAUUGUCCGCUGGAGGGAAAGGGAAAGAAAUCUGGGACUGGGAGUGAGGAAAGUAGUGAUAACGGAAGAAAUGGAAGUGAAAGCACAACUCGAGCAAUGUUGAAUUACACGACAAAGGACUUUCACAUGGAAAAGCUUGAGGAAAUCAAGGAGAGAAAAACAUUUUGCCAGACAUACGUCGAGAACUUAGUGAAAGAAGCAGCUGACAUCAAUAUGAAAAAUGAGUCGUUGCAGAAGCUCUGGCCUCAAAUGUUCAUUGAGCUUGUCAGAGAUGCAGUGAUAGAAAUACGCAAUAAAAAUUCCUACAUGAAACUCUGCUUACAGCGGAUCACUGAUCAAAAACAGUAGAGUAAAGGCUUGUUGUCUUGCAAGCUUUUGGGUUAAGUAUUCUGUGAUGUUUUACAAACUUAAAACAAUAGAAUGUAAAAUUACCAUCUCUCUGGCAUACUUCACACUUCCCAAAGGGAUGCCUAUAAAUCUUAAUUAACUCUUGAUAGUUUUGAAAUAAAAGUUUACUCGCAGUCGGCUUUAAUAAUGCUUCGUUGGCUAAAGCAAUGAGAUAGCGUAGAAGUAACUUGGUGAUUGUCAUGUUCUACUAAGUUAUUGUUAAUUUUUUUCUGCUACCCUUUGCUUCUGUAGUGCUAGAGCACUGAUUUUUAAAGAACAAAUUUACACUCUGCCUGCCUUAUUUUUUAUUGAAUACUUUUCAAUUUUCACCUUUUGACUGUUUGCUGUUUAAAAAAAAUAUCGAGAAUAGUAGCCAUUUUUUUUAAUGAGCAAAAGCUAAUAAAUUAUUUUUACACCCUGGACUUGACAAAGACUUAUUAUUAUUGUUGUAUAGCUUGUGAGAUUAUAGAACACGUUUUCACAUGAAUGGUAUCACAGUUCUCAGUGUAUCAGCAAUUAAUGAGCCUAAUUCUCACCUGAACAAAUUGCCCAAGCUUGUUUUCAACUGUUUUUCAUUCAUUUUAUUUGUAAUAGUUUGUGUGGAUUAUUAUAGGUAAAAUAUGAAUUUGAGGUAUAUUCACUUAGACCGUAUUCUUGGUCUGUUAAAAUAUGUUAGUAAUGUAAUUUCUUUUGUUUCUUGAUUACUAAAUGAUUAAUUUUUGAGGUUUGGCAAGGUCAAAUGAGCUAAAAUGCAUGCCUUACAUUUGGUAAGGAAACUGAUGGCUACUGUGAAAUUGUAAUUAAUUUCUGUGACUGCGUGAAAAUUUCAUAUUUGUUAUCAAUAAAAAUAAAUUCUUCACUUUUGCCCUUCACA
Molecule: messenger RNA, 3342 nt
Organism: Columba livia (rock pigeon)
Lineage: Eukaryota; Metazoa; Chordata; Aves; Columbiformes; Columbidae
Gene: LRRC49
Product: leucine rich repeat containing 49
Exons: 17
Coding region: 1260-2429 (389 amino acids)
Molecular function (GO): protein binding
Source: RefSeq, a predicted model, not a curated record